Messenger RNA from Hypoxylon trugodes, 1937 nucleotides. RefSeq names its product MFS general substrate transporter. The transcript is spliced from 3 exons. Gene Ontology annotation, biological process: transmembrane transport. The record is from RefSeq and is a predicted model, not a curated record. Gene Ontology annotation, molecular function: transmembrane transporter activity. Lineage: Eukaryota; Fungi; Ascomycota; Sordariomycetes; Xylariales; Hypoxylaceae. The coding region runs from base 194 to 1876 and encodes 560 amino acids.
AACCCCAGACUCCACCACUCCCGGAGCUGAUCCCUCUAAACGUACUCCAAUAAUUCAAGGGGCAUUAUAUGAACGUCUUGGAGAUACCCUGCUAUUGUUAUGGUUAUAAGUCGUGUUGACUGCCACCCAAGAAAAAAAAGUUGAUGUCCCCCAACCGCCAACCUUUCGCGUACUCAUAGAAAAGUUCUUCAUCAUGGGUCUCGGAGUAUUGGAAGAUAAACAUCUGGCUCACGUCCCUGGGACAGCCCUUCUCACAGAUGUUAUCGGUUCGGAUAACCUUCACCAUCAUGGCAAACUCAACACAUCAACUCUACGCCAUGGAAAAGGCAAGGAUUCGGAUAUUUUGCUGGUACCACAACCGAGUAACAGUCCGAAUGAUCCUUUGAAUUGGCCUUUAUGGAAGAAGGAUCUCAUGUUGUUUUUCAUCUGCAUCGAUACUGCAGUAGUAGGAGCAUGGGGUCCCAUGAUCUCGCCUGGUUACGUCCAAAUGGCCGCUCAGUUUGGCCUAUCUUACAAUACUCUUAACGCCCAGCUCGGAUAUGGUGUCCUAGUCAUUGGUUUAUCAUGCUUCUUCACAAAUUCGAUGGCCGUGGUUUGGGGACGAAGACCUGUUUUCCUUCUUGGAAACUUGCUGCUGUUCAUUAGUAGCAUUGGUGGAUAUUAUGCGAACUCUUUCGGCAGUUUACUUGGAUUCCGACUCUUAGGUUGUAUUGGAAUGUCUCCAUUUGAAGUGUUGGUUACCACUACCAUUGCGGAUAUUUACUUCGUUCACCAACGUGGAGUCCGACUCGCAGCUUGGGGUCUCUGCCUAUCGAUCGGUGUCGGAGGCGGCACAAUUAUCUCUGGUUAUAUCAUCGAAGGAUUGGGUUGGAAUUGGACAUACGGUAUCUGCGCGAUCAUGUUCGGCGUCUGGAUAGUCGUUCUCUUCCUUUUCUGCCCCGAAACCGCAUAUAAAAGAGAUGCUUCUCUAAACAUCGACCUUGGCACAGGACAAGAUAAUGCGGAUAAGCUGGUCGGAGAGGAAAUUACCAAGAACAAAGCAGGGACCGAGUCGCCUGGAGCAGAAAACGUCGAAGUUGAAGUCAUCGAACGUGCUCCGACAAGCGGUACAUGGUCGGAAGAGAAGCACAGUUACUGGCACGAUUUGAAGAUCUACCACGGAAGGGUAUCCGACGAUCCAUUUUGGAAGGUUCUCACUCGACCCUUACUAAUGCUCGUAUUCCCGCAAGUCCUCUUCUCCUUCUUUGCAUAUGGUCUUACAACCUCCUGGCUGGUUGUGGUCGGUAGCGUAUUAGCUCAAUUGUUUACGGCCCCUCCCUACAACUUUACCGUCUCCGGCGUUGGCCUCGUUUCGAUUGCUUCGCUUAUAGGUGCAAUUGUCGGUGCUUUCAUAUCCGGCCCCAUCGCUGAUUGGAUCAUCAAGACUAUGUCUAGGAGGAAUAACGGUAUAUAUGAGCCUGAGUUCCGACUCGUUCUUAUCGUGAUCACAUUCUUGCUAGGAGGCAUGUCAUUCUUCGGGUUUGGUUGGUCGCUUCAACAACAGGAUCCUUGGAUCGCCCCUGUGAUCUUCUAUGGCUUGCAGUAUUUCAGUGUGGGAUUCAUGAGCAUUGCCGUGUAUGGUUACCUCACGGACUGCCAUCGCGACAAGGCUCCGGAAGCUUUUGCCGCGAUCAACCUGAGAAAUAUCUACUCAUUCGGCAUGAACUACUUUAUUUCAGAUUGGAUAAGCAGCCAGGGCCCGAAGGAAGUGUUCUUGAUCAUUGGUGGUAUCCACGUCUUUAUCUGCCUGUGCGCGAUUCCGAUGUACAUCUUCGGAAAGAGAUGCAGGAGUUGGACGAGUCGGGUGAAGCUAUUUGAGAAGGUCAUGCAGGCAUGAGCAUCUGAAAUGAGUACGGAAGUGUGGAAGAGCUAAGUUGUAGACGAUAGAGGGACACGCA